CGCAGCCUCAACCCAGCCCUUCUGCGGGCUCGCUGGAGCCCUGCUAGGUGGGCCCAGGCUACUGGCCUGAGCCCCUUCUUUUCUCGGCUGGCACUCGGGGGCGGGCUGGCCACAAUGACAGGCAAGUGAGACACGAGAUCUAAGGGAGCAGCGAUGGCAGUGUUUCUGGAGGCCAAGAAUGCCCAUUCUGUCCUGAAACGGUUCCCUCGUGCCAAUGAAUUCCUGGAGGAGCUGCGCCAGGGUACCAUCGAGCGAGAGUGCAUGGAGGAAGUCUGCAGCUACGAGGAGGUCAAGGAGGUGUUUGAGGACAAAGAGAAAACGAUGGAGUUCUGGAAGGGGUACCCGAAUGCAGUCUACUCAGUUCGAGACCCUACACAAAGCCCAGAUGCCAUGUAUGUGGUCGUUCCUCUUCUGGGGGUGGCGUUGCUGAUUGUCAUUGCCUUGUUCAUCAUCUGGAGGUGCCAGCUGCAUAAAGCCACACGACAUCACCCCUCGUAUGCUCAGAACCGGUACCUAGCCAGUCGCGCAGGGCACAGCCUCCCCCGGGUCAUGGUGUACCGGGGCACUGUGCAUAGCCAGGGGGAGUCCUCUGCGCACCGUGAGGCAGGGAGCAAUCCUCAGGUGGUGCUGGGGCCUAGUCGAGGGGGCAGAACCACGGUCCACCUUGAGAGCACCCUCUACCUCCCUGAGCUCUCUCUCUCCAGGCUGUCCAGUGCCACCCCUCCCCCAUCCUACGAGGAGGUAACUGCACCCCAGGAGAGCAGCAGUGAGGAGGCAAGUGUCUCUUACAGUGACCCACCCCCAAAGUAUGAGGAGAUAGUGGCCACCAACCCUGGCUCAGACAAGUAGUAGGACUCAUGUCCUGUCCAGUAUGAAAGCCUCUUUCAGGGGUCUCUUAUUUUAUUUUUAACUUCUUAAAGACUGUGCCACCACAAAACAGCCUUAGCCUCCUUGUUGCCAAAUAAUUUCCUAACCGUGGAUUUGUAGGAAGUCAGUUGUCAGAGACAGGUGGAGGGGGGUAGGGAACACACCUGCGUCAAAGCCCCUGGGGAGAGCUACAGGCCAGAGAGCUCAGCUCUUCCAGAAGCUCCCAUGCUCCUGCCAUGCUGUCUUCUCAUCAGGAACUGGCUUCUCUUAUGCCAAAGGUAUUACACCAUUGAGUUGAUUGUGGCCAGAAUGUCCAUAGGCUCAGGCCCUGGGGCUGUGCAGCUGGCUGGAGACCUGUCUGUGUUUGGAUGCCUAGGCCACAGAGAUGAGGGAGAGAAGCUAGCCCUUCAGCAACACCCUUUCCUCAACAGUCCUGUGCUUUCUGUCCUUGCUUACAUUUUGAGGACAGGGACAGGACUGAACAAAAAACAAAAACAGUAAUAACAAAUAAAUGACCAACACAAUAAAACAAAACAAUAUAACGGGCCAUUUAUAGGUGACUGGGGGAAGUCAGCUCUGUGAUACUCCCCUGCCCCAACAUCUGCCCCGACUCCAGAUUAAAAGGAAUAUCUAGAGCAAGCUGGAAGGAGGGCAGGGUGUGUGAAGGAUGAGAGGCAGGGGCCCGGCUGCCAGAUUGAACACGAGGCCCACAUGAACUUUGCCAUCCUGGGGGCUAGCUCUGCUUCUAGUGUGCUUGGCCUCCUGAAGACCUUGGCUUUCCAGAUGUGUACUGGCUGUGCUAAAACUGCUACCCACUGGCAUGAGCCCAAUUAUAGCCCUGGAAAAACUAAUGCUGGUGACCCUGCCUGGGAAGCCCAUGGCCUCUGUGUGGUUGGGGCUACAGGCUGGAGCAGAGAGCUGAAGUUUUCUCCUAAUGAGGUUGAUUGGCCCAUGGGAUGCUUAAACCCAUGAACUUGGCCUCCUCAGCACUGUGCUUUCUGGCUUUGAACUUUUAGGGUUUUUCCCUUUUCACAAGUAGGUGCAAUGAGUUGAACUUGAACUUCAGAUGAUUGAUUUCUCCUUAAUAAUGGUGCCCACCUGGGGAAAAGAUCCUGAAGUGUCCCUUUUUAGAAAUUUCUUGACAAGGGAGAUGGGGAAGCCUGUGACCUGGGGUCAAAGGCCCAUCCAGGGUGUUGCCAGGUGCUGGCAUUUUUAAUAACCCCUUUCUGUGGCCCAGAGGCUGCCUGUGCAUUUCAGUGAGGCUUUGGACAGUAGGGGGGCAGAAGUGACCCAGCCUUUAACUGUCUGUGACCAUGCGAAAGACUCUCAACACCGCCUCCCCCACCCUUGCAUGUCCAUCUUCCUGACCUCCGUGCCAAAUCAUUUUUUGUCUGUGGUGCUUUAAAAAAUGUAGCAAAUUUUUGUGGGGCCCAAAAGAGUGCAAAGCCAGGGUCUAUUGGCAACCACAGCAGUUUCAAACCCACUGAGAAGACAAGCUUCUUUCUGUCAAAACAGCUCUCUGAGGCAGGCAUCAGGCCUCAUUCUCUGAAUGAAGCCCUGCCUUGAGGCUACAGAUGACUUCUGGAGGCCCCUCCAGUCCUGAAGACUUGCCCAGGGACAUGCUUCAAGUUAGGAGGCUUCUGUUCUUAUCCCAAUGAGUCCACCAGCUUGGACAACUUGACUCGGUGGCUGGGGUUUUCUAUCCCUCCCCCUACCUCCCAGGCCUAUUUGAGGCUGACUGAGCUAAUGCCUGUGCAGUUCUUAAAGCACCAGGGAGCCAGUGCAGUUUUCCCUUAGGAAGAUUCUUCUAGAAAUGUGUAGCUUAUAGGGGACCAGUCUUAGUGGAGGCCUUCGUGUGACUGUGAUGUUGAGUCUCAACCUGGACAUUUGGUCUCCUGCCAGUUGACACUUUCUGUCCCGUCCUUCUCUGAGAGCUCCCUGAUGCCCGAGGUGCUGACCUGGUGGCAUUCCAGCUUUCCUUUCUUCCUCUUUUCCUCCCUCUGGGCCUCUAACACUGCAGUCCUACCCUUCCUCACAAAUGUAUUUUUGGCCUACAAAGGCCCUGCUUUACCACGAUGGAGGCCAUGGUCAGUCGUGUUUGGUCAUGUUGGAGGACCUGGGGCAGCCUGAAGCUCAGGGGCCAGCCCAGCUUUCCCAAUACUUCCUCAGGCAGGUGCCUGCGUGUGACCUGGGAGCAUGGGAGGAGUCAGUUACCCCUAUGUAUCUCCUCCCCACUGAGAAGAGAGCCAAGCAUUGGCCCCACUGACAAGAGCCAAAGAGAGUAUGUCAAGGAAUGCCUGCUGCCUUUGGCAUCUGUUGAGCCCUUCCCUGCCAAGCUGGGUGGAGAUGGGAGGGAGCAGGAAGCAGGAACCUGGCCUGGUGGAGGACAGCAUGUGUUAUGUCCUUCAGGCGCUGAGUGAGGGCCUACAGGGAGAGCUCACAGGCAGCUCCUAGGGUCCUGUGUUCUGUUCAGGUGCUUGGCAGCAUUCUUCCAGGUGGGCUUGCCACCGUGGUCUCUGGGAUGUUUUUUGUUUUUGUUUUGUUUUUGUUUUUGUUUUUGUUUUGCGGUACACUGUAGAAAAAAGACUGUACAGUAUACAAUGGUCAUAACUCCUCGCGGUGCACAUUUGGCUUUUACGAAUGCCCUGUAUAUAUCUUCUCAAACUCUGUCUUUGUAUGGACGUUGGUUUGAUACAAUGCUAAAUCUGUAGUAGCCACAUUUUUGUUGUUUUUGGAUGUGUGUGUGUGUGUGUGCCUGCCUGCACACGUGUGCACGUUGCCUUUUCUCAUAUGCUUAUCUGAAACAAUAGCUGGUGUGUGGCUAUAUUUGUACCAGGAGGGUUCCGGUCUGAAGGGAGGAAUGUCACCUCCUGGGGCUGGACAGCCUUUUGACAGGGCCCUGAGGGAGGAGAGCUGGUAUUAGCUGUCCAAGCCCCGCAAAGUCACCACCUUCUGUCCCCACUUCAUAAAAAGUUUUGUGAGAAGACUAAGCAGCUCCAUCCUAUGGGCCUCUGUCCUGUGGGACCCCGUCUCACAUGUCCUUUUGGCAUAGUGUCCUCUGCCUCGGCUCCUAUUCUGUUGUUAUCAACAGAUGAAGAAGAUCCAAGCACUCCUGGACCAUUUUAUUUUUUAAUUUUAUUUUUUUGUGUGAAAAAAUAUGUGACUCUUGACUUUCAGAAUGGUGGGGCUAGUUAUUUAGAUAUUUUUCAUUAAGAAAAAAGAGAAAAGGCUUAAAAAAUUCCUUGAAAUAUGACUGUCGCUUGUUUUCAAACAAAAACUUUUUAAGACUUUUUAAAACAAGAAUCACAAACAUGUCCCUCCAGCACUGCUCCCCAUCACCUGGGGUUUUCAAAAUGAAAGCACAAGGGAAAGAGUGAGGUGCACAGGUGCCCAGUAACACCCAGCAGGCUGACUUGGAGGCCAGUGACCUCCUUUUGUGCUGGUGAUUCCCACUGCCAUUAGUGUGAAUUCCUUAGGGUGCUUGGGAAAACAGGAAUCUGCCCAAAGGUUGGAUGUUGUCUUUCUAGUAGCCUGAAUAUGAGGAAUUCAAGACAGGAAAGUGUCUUUUUGUUAAGGAGUUGGAGCCAGAUGGUUCCUCUCUGGCUGCGGGUUAAUCUUUUGACAAGAAAAUGGCAUCCCGUGAGAAGAAGGAAAAAACAACACUGCCUCUAGAUUGUUCUUUUGUCUGGGGGGACGGGAGGAGGGGACAGGGAGAGAGAGAGGCUCUCUUAUUCACCUAUGCUCUGUGUUUUGAGGAGUGUGCCUGUGUGCUGUUUUGCUCUCAUGCUCAAGGCUGAGAGGGAGAGCUGGGCAGUAAACCUUUUCAGUGUGUGAUUCAGAAACAAGCACAUUCUCCCCACUGAACUCUGUUCAUACUAAUCAGUAUAAUUAGCUAAUUUCAAAGUACUGUAAUCAGACUGCCUGCAACUAUGGUAAAAGCCUAUUAAUUUGAAGCCCACUAAUUCAGAAUUUAUAGAAAAUCACAACUUAAGAUAAUUCAUGGUAUCUGUGAUUCCUGCGCUGUAGAAAUUUUUGAAAUAUUCUUCCCUUUAGUCAAUUUUCAGGGUCAUAUAUGUAAGAGGGAUCUAGUUAAAAUGAGCACAUUUUUCAAAUAAAAAGCUCAGGAUAUCAGGGAUCCCUUCACCGUGCCUUCAGCUUUGGGGUUCAGUGAUUCUUGUGUGUGAGGCUCUUUCCACAUAGGAUGAUCUCUUGGUCUCUCUCCAUUGUGGGAAUGUUGGGUGCUGCAGCUUUUCAUUCUCCUCCUUUAUUUACCUUAUGAAUAACAUAGUUUGUGAACUAGCUUGCAAUGUAAAGUAAUAUAACUGUGUAUCCUGCUGAAUAUUCUGUAAAGCAGAUGUUUCGCUAACAGGCUGGCCACUCCCAUCAUUUGCCCCCAAAUACUAAACAUACGGAGCUUUUCCUUUCACAGGCUGUGGGCAGUGAGUCUCUCUCUAGCAGGAAUUUUUCUGACAAAGAUAUCCAAAUAGCACACCCCCUCGGACUCAUUGCCUCAACAGUUGUUCCACUGUACUGAGACAUCUGACCGUUGAACAGUGCCUGCCCUUCUCCCGCCCCCAGCCUGAGCAUUAACACAGAUAUUCAAGAUUGGAACAAAUCCCACAGCUGCUUUUGCCUCCCGAUCUGUCUCUCCUUCCGGAUGCCACUUUCCCAGGCCUGAACACACCUGCUAUUUCACUCUGUGAUUGUGAAUUUGUGACAAUGGAAACCCUGAUCUGUGCAACUCAGCUUAUAGACAUGAUUACUGUGAAAUGGAUUAAUUUUGAUACCACUUUAAACUGUGCUUGUAUUCAUGUGUUGACCCAUGUCAGCUGGAAAAUCCGUACAUUCAGUACUAUGUCAGGAUUUCACUGGAGCCUGGGAGCAACAAACACACUUGCUUCUAAUUCACUCUCUCUCUCUCUCUUUUUAUAAUUGUUGAGUUUAGCUGUUAAAUUUUGUCUCUUUCUGUACAAAAAGAUAACUAAUAAUAAUAAAGAGCACCUGGCAUUCA
Messenger RNA from Herpailurus yagouaroundi (jaguarundi), 5878 nucleotides. RefSeq names its product proline rich and Gla domain 3 (gene PRRG3). The transcript is spliced from 4 exons. The coding region runs from base 154 to 849 and encodes 231 amino acids. Gene Ontology annotation, cellular component: extracellular region. The record is from RefSeq and is a predicted model, not a curated record. Gene Ontology annotation, molecular function: calcium ion binding. Lineage: Eukaryota; Metazoa; Chordata; Mammalia; Carnivora; Felidae.